Molecule: messenger RNA, 4421 nt
Organism: Coprinopsis cinerea okayama7#130
Lineage: Eukaryota; Fungi; Basidiomycota; Agaricomycetes; Agaricales; Psathyrellaceae
Product: proteasome subunit alpha type 1
Exons: 11
Coding region: 1-4347 (1448 amino acids)
Biological process (GO): ubiquitin-dependent protein catabolic process
Cellular component (GO): nucleus; proteasome core complex; proteasome core complex, alpha-subunit complex
Source: RefSeq, a predicted model, not a curated record
AUGAACAAAAAUCCGUUCGUUCCGACCCCGUCCUAUACAGCUCCCCAACCACCCCUUCCACCCGGACCACCACCUCCCCAGCCAGCUCAGCCCGACUAUUCUGGCUGGUGGGCGUCUGCUGCAGCUCAACAGCCCCACGUCCAGCAGCCCGGCGCAGCUCAAUACACCCCCCAAUGGACGCCACCGCAGCCUGCACGCCCAGCGCAUGACCAAAGCGCGUUGUACGCGAACUACGGUUACGGGAACCAGCCAGGCAAUUGGCAAAGGCAACAACAGCAGCAAUAUCAGCCACAACAACACUAUGCCACUCCAGCAGCCCCUCAACCACCGCAGGCUCAGCCAGGAUAUAAUCCAUACCAGCCAACUGCCGGCUACCCGCAACCUUACGUACCUCAACCUGCCGUCGCCCCGCCUCCGCAACCUAUGGGCCAGGCGGUUUACCCGCCACAGACCCCGCAGCAGCCUUUCUUCAACCCACACCUCCCCCAAGGCCAACCCCAGCAACCCCGGAUGCAUCAUGGGUCUCAACACCAGCCACCAGCAAAGCGCCAACGGUUCGAUGGUCCCAACGCUAACCGGCAGAAUGCCCCGCCUCCACCCCCGCAGUUUCAGGCUCCGCCCCCACCACCUGGUGGCGGCUCAUUCACCGGCCCAACAGGUAGUCGUAACGCCCCGCCAUCCGGUCCCAGUCAAAUGGGGAGCGGAGGAAGGGUAGGAGGACCAGGAGGCAGAGCCGGUGCUCAAGGUGGACGUGGACGAGGUGGCUCUUUCACGGCAAACAGAGGCGGUGGAGCAAAUCGUGGACGAGGGACUGGGAGUACAUUCUUAGGGGGUGCUGGAAACGCCAAUCGAGGGGGAGGUCCAGGUGGACAGCAAGGUUCUUUGCGGGGUCAUGGAUCGCGGAACAACUUCGGUGGCCCCAAUACACGUCGAGGGGGAGGGUCUUCAUUCAACGCGGGCGGAUACCAUCGUGGAUCGUCUUUCCGAAAUCGCGACCAUUCGACUGCCAACAGAACAGGACCUAGACAUGACGGAAGCGGGGGUGCAGGCGGUACUUCCUGCAACAAGGAUGCUGCUUUAUCACCUUCCUUUUCUAAUGUCGGUAAGAAAGACGAGAGUCGCCGGACACUCACAGAUUUCAAGAUCGUUGGACUUUCAAUACCUGAGUUGGAUUGGUCAUGGGGCGAUGUCCCUACUGCCGUUCCAUCUCCACCCACAGUGGAAGUAAAACAAGAGGUCACUGACUCGGAGGGCUCUCUCGUUGUUAAACAAGAAAAUGCGGACGACAAGUCUAGCCUUCAGGCAGACGCGACUGGCGAAGGCAAUGAUGGCUCGACCACCGAAAUCAAGCCUGAUAUUUCUGCUCAGACUGCAACCUCUGAGGAAACACCUGCAUCUGAUAUCAAGUCAUCGCCCGAAACUCAAGGGCAAGCUGCGUCUUCUCGUUAUCCUUCUGAUUUGAAUGGCGCCAAUCCACCCCCUUCCCGGUUGCGGAUUUAUUUCCAUACACCGGUGACUGCUGAUGAUUCCCGUCCUAUUCCUCACAACCCAUCUCCCUUGUUCGAAGAGAGCCGAAAGGGCAAACGGAAGAAGUUGGACGACGACGAUGGAGAUCUGGAGGAAGGGCGUGCUCCCCCUCCACCCCCCCAGAUGAGUGGGUUGAACGACGAUAGAUCCAGCAUAGCUGCGAGUGUUGCUCCCAGCGUGGCUGAAACUGCCAGUGAAGGCGAUUGGCUGAUGGCUGCUAUCGUUGAAGGUGAGGAAGAUGCAGAGGGGGUGGUUGAUACUGCUCAUGAGGAAGUUGGUGCCGAUGGAGCUGGACAAGGGGGAGAGGUGAAGGCUGAUGCCCACCACGAAGAGUUGGAUGAUUUGGAUGCAGAAGGCGAGGUAGAGACUCUCAUGGAUGGAGAUAAUCUUGAUGACGACGUUGACAUGGCUGGAGGAGAAAUGCUCACCACGGAGGCCUCUGCCCCUGAGACGCAAAGUCUCAAUGCGCCUGCUGUUUCUAACGGCGCCCCUGCUCCCGAGAACGAUGCCCCUGCGCCGGAUAUUCCAUCUGAACCCGUCGCCUCCUCUGAUGGACCUGUGAAUGACUCUCCUGGUGCUGUGGUUGAUGACAAGCAGCAGGAGUUGGAUCCUUCCCAAUUGAGCGCGAUGGCUGAAUUGCCUGCACCCUCUGAGCCCCAGUCUCAAGCACCCGCUCCUGUUGAAUCUGCAAAUGAUGUCGCUAACAAUCCUGAUUCUGUUGACACGCAGGUCCAGGAUACUCCGCUACCCGUCAAUGGAACCACCAAGACCUUGGAAGCAGCUUCAGCGGACCCUACCUUGCUAAUAGUCGAAACACAGGAGACCACGCAGAUCGACACAGACGCACAAACUACAGCAAAUGUCGACCAGACUCUAAAGGAUGCACCACAAUCGCAAGGCCAGGGUCAAGAGGAUGCGCCACAGCCGCAAGAACCCGUUCCCGAUGCGCCCAAGUCACCUUCGCCAAAGCACCCCGAGGACAUCGAUGCUGCUCCGCCCACUAAACAAGAGCCCUCAGGCCCCGCAUCUCCUUCUGCCAAUCGCUUGGCCGUCUCAUAUGCUGGAGGAAAUCGACGUUUCGUAAUCAACGCUGAAAUAGUUUCUUCCUUCCAAUUGUUCCGCCAAGAAGGACGAAUUGAGGUCAAUCUCGACCUCUCGAAAGACAGCGGCUACGAUGGCCUCAAAGGCCUUCUGGUUGAGACACUCUCUGAAGAAUCAAAGACCUAUGUUACUAUCCCUGGUGUUCUUGACUCUGCCACCGAGUCCGACGACUCAGUUCCUCCCUUCUUCAAGUUGCCUCUGCCGGCUUCUAUCCAACUUCUUGUCCACCUUGACACAAGUCGACCAUUGUCGGACCCUAAAUGGGCCAAAACCGGGGAUGUCCAAGAAUGGUUGAAGAGUAUGUUUGGACGGAUGUUCUGGGUUGCUGGGGAUGCGGCCGAAGGUUGGGAGAAGAAGAUCCACGUUGUUGAUCCCGACCCGCCCCCGACUAUUUGGACCUUCUUGGAUGGGUGGGCAACCCAUUCUCCUGUUGGCGCUGUUACAGAACGACAACGGUUCUUGAAGACCCACAUGACGGAAACUGACAACAUCUUGGAAAUCUUGUUGCGCCUUGUCCGUGGGGAGCGAGCUACUCCGUUCUCGCACAACACUCCUCAAAUCUCCGUUCCAUCACUAUCAGGCCCUCUCCUUUCAGCCCUGACUCCAGGCUCGGCCCAUGGUGCUCAACAAACUCACGUCUCGCUGGCUGUUCUUGCUAUUUUCCGACUUACAGUGGAGUAUGCGAAGAAGGCCCUUGGUGACGAGAAGGGCAAGACUGAAGCAGAGGAGAAAGUUGGGGAUAUCAUUCGAUGCCUACCUUCCCACCUCAUUUACAAGAGUCUGGACGGCAUGUUCAAAGAGUGGAAAAUGGAGAAGAAGGGACUUCGCGGACGUUCGACGCGUCAUCUUGAGCUUCAGCAACGACCAACCAUGUUCAGAAACACCUACGACUCCGAUAACACCGUUUUCUCACCCCAAGGUCGAUUGCACCAAGUUGAAUAUGCUCUAGAGGCCGUGAAGCAAGGUUCUGCAGCUGUUGGACUGCGCUCAAAGACGCAUUCUGUUUUAUUGGCGCUGAAGCGAUCGACUGGAGAAUUGGCCUCUUAUCAACAGAAGAUGUUCCGCAUAGAUGACCAUGUUGGAAUCGCGAUUGCGGGACUGACCUCGGACGCGCGUGUAUUGAGCAAUUUCAUGAGACAACAAGCCAUGUCUUCGCGAAUGAUCUUCAACCGACCAAUUCCCGUGAACCGACUUGUCUCUGCGAUUGCCGAUAAGGCGCAGGUUAACACUCAGGAAUAUGGGCGAAGGCCUUAUGGUGUUGGCUUCCUUGUCAUCGGGCAGGAUAGCACAGGUCCCCACCUCUACGAAUUCUCGCCCUCUGGAAACUCUUACGAAUACUACGCCAUGUCAAUCGGUGCCAGGAGUCAAAGCGCUAAAACGUACUUGGAGAAACACUACGAGAGCUUUGCUGAUUGCUCCCUGGAAGACCUUGUACGACACGGCCUGCACGCUCUCCGAGAAACACUGCAGCAAGACAAAGAACUUACAAUUAACAACACUGAAAUCGGCAUUUGUGGACCCGCCAGCGAAUUCGAAACCAAUGUCCCUCCAUCAGGUCCUUUCAGGAUUCUUGAGAACGACAAAGUAGAGCCUUUCCUCAAAACGAUCGUUCCAAAGGAAGAGUUGGCUGCUCCCGCAGCUGCCCCCGCACCCGCUGCACCAGCGGCAACAGCAGCACCUGGAACGUCAGCCGAUGAAGAUGUACAGAUGCAAGAGUAGAUUGGUUUUCGUUGACUUUGUGAUUUGUAUUAAUACCAGGAUUAGCGACCGGAAUGACGACUAUAUCUCUACGU